AUGCUCAGUAAUAGCAAAUGCUAUUAUGAGGUGCUUGGGACCCCAAGGUCUUCCACCAUAGAAGAGAUACGAUCCUCAUAUAAGCGGAAAGCACUCCAACUACAUCCAGAUAAGAACAGCCAUAGAUUAGAGGAAGCUACCCAUGAAUUUGCACAUCUUCAACACUGCUAUAGCGUGCUCAGUGACCCACACGAACGAAAGUGGUAUGAUCAGCACAGGGAGCAAAUUCUUCACGCCUCUAAAACAAACACAGGAUAUGAAAGCCAAUUCCUUGACACUUCUGAUCUAAUGCCCUAUUUUUCACCUGGAAGCGCAUUCAAGGGAUUUUCGGAUCAAGCAAAUGGAUUUUUCACGGUUUACCGAGACCUAUUUCAGAAGAUGGAGUUUUUUGAGAAUCAGCUUUUAAAGAAGGCUCAAAAAUCAGCAGAUAGAAUCACUAUUACAUCAUUCGGAGACUCAAACACACCCUUUAUCCCAUCUGUCAAGCAAUUCUAUGACAAAUGGACUCAUUUCAAUUCUGUUAGAUCCUUUUCGGACCAAGCUUAUGCCUCAUAUAGCACCUACGAAAACCGGGGACACAGGCGUUAUGUUGAGAAGGAGGGAAAAAAAGAAACCGACCAAAAGAAAAAGGAAUACAUUACCACGAUCAGGUCUUUGGCUCUUUUUAUUAAAAAAAGAGAUCCCAGAUAUCAGCAUUGGCUAAAAGUAGAAUCGGAAAAAAAAUUGGCGUCAAAAUCGGCCAAAGCUCAAAAAGAAUCCAAGGCCCCAUCUGCACACAAGAAGCAAAACGAUGAAAUCCUUUGGAGAAAUACAGAAGAGAAAGACGCUUAUGAGGCAUAUUUUGCAAUGUAUGCCGAAGAAUAUCUUUCUGAAAAUGCAGAUUCAGAUUCUGGGGCGUCUUUAGCUGAAGAGGAAGAAAUACAUCAAUGUAUUGCCUGCAAUAAGAGCUUCAAGUCGGAAAGCCAAUGGAACAACCAUGAAAAGUCCAAGAAGCAUCAAAAGAAUGCGUUUCAGCUGAAAAAGAAAAUUUUAAAGGACGAAGAUAGGUGGAAAUCGUAUCUCAAACAAACAAGAUCCAAUGUGUGCGAAGAUGAAGAUGAAGAUGUAAAUUUAAGCGAAACCGAUGCUGAAGCGCUAGAUGACGAAUUAAACCUCUCUAGUGAUGAGAGCUCGAUCGAUUCGAAAAGUACCAUGGGCGAUGGCAAUAAUGGAUAUCUUUCGUUGGAAGAAUCAGAGAGCUCUUUCGAUUAUUGCUUCAGUUUAUCAGACGAUAAUAUGGCUAAAGCCGUUGAAAGCGCGGAAGAAGCUGCCUUGGAAGCCUUAGAUUCAUUGUGUAUUUCUUCAGAUGAAAAUGAAGUCUCGGUGUGGGGCAAAGGCCAGAAGCCCCCCAAAAUAAAGCCAAAAUCCACCUCUGCUCCUCAACCUUGCCAAAAGAAAACAAAAAAUGCCAAGAAAAAACGCGAUGCUGAAAAGUCGGCCGCGCACAUUUGUCACACCUGUAGAUCUUCAUUUCCUUCCAGAAAUUCUCUAUUCCAGCACUUGAAAAAAUCCGGCCAUCAAGCUUUUAAAUAA
Molecule: messenger RNA, 1572 nt
Organism: Mitosporidium daphniae
Lineage: Eukaryota; Fungi; Microsporidia
Product: DnaJ-domain-containing protein
Exons: 1
Coding region: 1-1572 (523 amino acids)
Cellular component (GO): cytoplasm
Molecular function (GO): nucleic acid binding; zinc ion binding
Source: RefSeq, a predicted model, not a curated record